CAGUGCAAUUUAAAAGUUCAACAGUGAAUAAAAAACACAAUUCAGAAUAAUGUUCUUACGGGAUAUUUUAAUAAUACUUUUGUGUGUUGUAUGUAUUGGCAAAGGGGAUAUACUACGCUUGGAUUCUUGCAACAAGUUGUAUGCUAACUUCAAUGUUGUAUUUGAAAAUACCCUACUUAAAAAUACUGUGUAUUCGUUGGUUGAGAAUAUCCUUCUUAAUCGCUGCUUGGAAAUAUGCAUGCACUAUCCGAAAUGUAAAUCAUUUAGCUACAUACUUCAUUAUUCGCAAUGCAGAAUACAUCAUUCUACCAGUGCUGACAAUGAAACAAUUUUACAGGACACAGUUGGAUGGGUGCACUAUGAGACAACUGAAAACGAACAAAAUUUGGGUCCUGUUUGUUUGGAGAAGAAACCUUGUAAAUUUGGAAGAUGUGUGGAUACUUGUGAUGUAAAGGGGUACAAGUGUCACUGUAAAGAAAAAUGGAUUUUACUGACGCGUUCUGUGUGCUUUGAAACCCGUGCAAACCAGUUUGGAACAUUUGAAAUUCCCGAGGACGGAAUUAUCACUGCUAUAAAAUUGGUUCACGUGGGUGGAUCUGGUGUAACUUGUGGUGCAGGAACUCGAACAAAUUGGGGCUGUGAUAGCAGUAGAAAUUAUGACAACAAGGACAAUAUUGGUGUAGCCAUCACAAAUGAUGAAAACCUUAUACUCUAUCCUGAUCGAAAAUAUCACAUUUAUCUUGGUUACUAUAACAUAGCAGGUUACAACGCGUUCGUUCGUUCGUUCGUUCGUUCGUUCGUUCGUUCGUUCGUUCGUUCGUUCGUUCGUUCGUUCGUUCGUUCGUUCGUUCGUUCGUUCGUUCGUUCGUUCGUUCGUUCGUUCGUUCGUUCGUUCGUUCGUUCGUUCGUUCGUUCGUUCGUUCGUUCGUUCGUUCGUUCGUUCGUUCGUUCGUUCGUUCGUUCGUUCGUUCGUUCGUUCGUUCGUUCGUUCGUUUUAUUCUCGUUAGACGAUUUUUUAUUGUAUUCUAUCUGUAAUGCUUGUAUUUGAAUGACAUUUUUCUCA
This is a messenger RNA of Hydractinia symbiolongicarpus, 1063 nucleotides long. RefSeq lists its product as uncharacterized. The record is from RefSeq and is a predicted model, not a curated record. NCBI's taxonomy places the organism in Eukaryota, Metazoa, Cnidaria, Hydrozoa, Anthoathecata, Hydractiniidae. Bases 50 to 1048 code for a protein of 332 amino acids. The transcript has 3 exons.